AUGAUAUGGAAGAACAAUCUUGAUGUUGAAAUUAUGGACUAUUCCAUUCACCAUAUCAAUGCUACAAUCAAGCCUACUAGUGGCUCUUUUUGGCUUUUUACUGGUUUUUAUGGCAUCCCAUAUGAUACUCCAAGUAAACUUCACUCUUGGAAAGCCUUGGAGACAACAACUACCAAUCACUCACUCCCUUGGUUGGUUAUUGGAUAUUUCAAUUUCAUCUUGCAUGAUAAUGAAAAAUACAGUACUCAACCAUUGGACAAUAUAGAAGCUAAUAUUUUUAGUAACAAAAUUGUGGACUUGGAUCUAAUUGACUUAGGCAGUACAGGCUGCCCUUUCACUUGGUCUAAUAAGAGAAGUGGUCCUGCUCUCACUGAGCAGAGAUUGGAUAGAGGACUUGCCACUGAAUCCUGGCUUCUCUUAUAUCCAAAUUCCACUAUCUCUAAUCUUGUAGCAAUUAGAUCUGAUCACCACCCCAUUCUUCUUAACACUAAUCCUCAUUGGUGUACUGGUAAAAUUCCUUUCAAGUUCUUUGGUCCCUGGUUGGACCAUAAGGACUGUAAGGAUAUUAAUCUUGAAUGCUGGCAGAGAAAUCUGUCUGGUUCUAGUGCUUUCGUCAUUGCUAGAAAGCUCAAAGACAUUAAGUUGAAACUUAAAGUUCGGAACAAAGAAGUUUAUGGCAACAUAAAGUCAAAUAUUGAAGAAAGUAAGCAACAUCUACAUUAA
This is a messenger RNA of Papaver somniferum (opium poppy), 723 nucleotides long. RefSeq lists its product as uncharacterized. The record is from RefSeq and is a predicted model, not a curated record. Lineage: Eukaryota; Viridiplantae; Streptophyta; Magnoliopsida; Ranunculales; Papaveraceae. The transcript has a single exon. Bases 1 to 723 code for a protein of 240 amino acids.